UUACGCUGCUCAGUCUAACCACACUAGACUUCAGUCUUGGCAGGAGAGCACGCGGCUAGUGGUUCUUAGGGAUUCCAAGAAGACAGGAGAUUGGAAGGAGGUUACAAGGAUCGAACGAAAACAGAAAUCAAAGAUGUGCUGUUUCUGAGGCAUUACUCGCGAUGAAUUCCAUUUUGAUACAGAGGACGGUAGAACUAAAACUGAGCGUAACGAAACCAGCCGUCAAGAGAAGAAGGGGAGGACGAAAUGACCAAAGAAACAAACGUCUGAUGGAAGUAACGUGAUUACUAUAUAUACCGCUGGUCGUUCGCAUUGCAAAAUUCAACAACGUCAGGUCUGGAUAGUAGCUACUUGGAUUGGUGACCACAAGGAAAAGCAGACACCGUCGGACGAUUCAUUAUUCGUCAUCCUUGAGUUUUCAACCGACUUCCAUAUGCAGUAAAAAAGAAAGAAAAAAAGGGCCCAAGAAAGAUGUUUCCAGCUCCCAGUUAUUCUUACGCACCAAACAACGACGAUGACCUCGACAUCGACUUCAACCAGUUUGAGUUGAGCCCUCAACGAGAAACAUCAAAUCCUCUGUUCUUCGAGGAUAACGUACCUCCGCCGGCUUGGCUUCAGAACGGCACAUUCUCUGGCGGUAGAAGGCAACCCCUCCCUACGACGUGGUCCCCACUACUGCCUGGUGGCAGGUCUUCAUUACCUCCGCCUCAACAACCAAGCCAAAACCACCCACCACCACCGGAAGACCUCCUAAUACCUCCUGCAGAACCACUAGCCAGCAGCAAUCACCUACCUCCGGGCAGACCUCCUUCCCCGAGUGAAUCCGUCUCAGAUCGAAUCACAGCUAUGAUGCUGGCACCUCCCGAUUCGUCACCUCGCUUGCCAGGAUCUAGGCUGAAUGAUGGCCCAUACUACGCCCCUGGGCCCCCAGGCAGAGAGCAGCCGCCCACCCAUUACAGACAAGAGGUUCCUCCUCCUCAGUUACAACCAUACCCUCCAGAGGCAGUAGCCAUGCACAGCAGCAGACAUGCUGAACAGCAUCCCCACCCUCUACCACUGGAUAGGACUAUGAUGGACCCGAGCAGAUAUGCUCCAUCUUCAGGGCACUAUAAUUCACAGCCACCCCCUCCCCAUAGAGUUUAUUCUCCACCACCCGCACGAAGACAAGAUCAUCUACCACCACAACAAGCACUACAGGACAGGUCACCCGUGAGACAUCCUCCACAUCCAGCAGAUUAUGAAAAUGUACCACGCCCUCCAGUGCCACCAUUAGGCCGUGACGAAGCAAGGUACCCUCACCAAAAUUCUCCCAGAGAUUUUGGACACAUGAUGCCCAUUAAUGAUGUGCCACCAGAUGCCAUGAACCCCCUGCAAAGACCAGAGUACUUGCCCCCACAAGUGCAGAAUGACAGAGUACCACCGCCAAGGCAUGUUUCAAAUCCAGCAGCUUACCGAACAGCACCACGCCCUCCGACACCACCACUAGGGCAUGAAGCCAGGUACCUUCCACAAGAAAACAGGCAGCAGGCCCAGCGGGAGGAUCAUUUCCCUCCAAGAGAUCACGGCACUCGAAGGACACUUCCCGCAAACGCAACGCGACCACCGCCGCAACAACAGCCUCUCUCAUCACCAGAACAGAAACCGAGAAGUCGGAGCGUCAGAGAAAACAGAUCACAACAGCAUCGCGAACAGAGAUCCAGAACAAUUUCUACACCCGCGAGCCGGCCGCUUGAGAAGAUUCGAGAAUUCGCUCCUUACAAUCCUAAGGCACCUUCUAUUCCUUUGCCAGAUUACGAAGGGGAGGCAGCUUGCGAGUAUGUACCAAAGCCAGAUUAUGGCGAGGAUGUAGUGACUGCCUACGUGCCCCGGCCAGAUUAUCUGAGCUGAGAGUCCCAGAGCAGAACUCCAGGUUAAGGAUUCCUAGGCUAAAGUGUAUCACGCUAUGGUUGCAAUCUUGUAUGGUGAAGGCCACCUGUCUCUCCACCCAGUCACUCACAUGCAAAUCUACAGGAAAAUUAUUACAUAAUUUCUCGAUGGUUGCCGAGUUUUUUCACUACUGAUCAAACUCUUUUCACAGAAUGUAGGCCUAUAACAUCUCUUAUAUCAGUUUCAUGCUCAAAUCGGUUAUGCAAGACAACCCGAAUCCAUACUGUGACUGCUAAUACCUAAUAAUUAGAAAUGUACCAGCAGCUUGGUUAAUUGUGUUUCUUUCACAUUUUUCAUAUUCUGCAUAUUUAGGGUUCCCAUUUUCAUAAAAGACUAUUUUCCAUAAAUUGAAUGGAUGUCAAAUUACAAAUCGCAUGUAUAGACACAAAAAUUGUUUCAUGAAGGCUUCUUAUGUCCAGACUUCUCUGACUGUCAGUUUUUAACAUAUCAUUAUUACAAUAAUAUCAUAAUAGUUUAACCAGACCACUGAUCUAACUAUUGGCUCUCACAGGGAAUAACCUCUAGCCAUAACUAGCGACUCCAUCUACAUCAGUGAAUAAGUGUAAAUCGAUUAAAGUAUCUUUUUUUUUUUCGUUUAAAUUGACAUUGUUUUUUGAGGGGUGUAUUACAAUACGAAAGAUGAAGCCUCCUUGUAAAAUUCUUUUGUUUUCGGAAAUAAAGAUCAAAUGAAAACCUA
Molecule: messenger RNA, 2623 nt
Organism: Macrobrachium nipponense
Lineage: Eukaryota; Metazoa; Arthropoda; Malacostraca; Decapoda; Palaemonidae
Exons: 4
Coding region: 472-1887 (471 amino acids)
Source: RefSeq, a predicted model, not a curated record